AUGACCGCUAUACGUUACGAAAAAAAUGAUAGGUUAAAGGAACGUAUUCGAGAAAAGUUGGUAGAGUAUCUCGAUAGAGCAGAAACGCUCAAGUCCUUUUUGAACGCGCAAGAACAAACUUCAAGUCCAAAAAACGGCGGUGCUGCUACGAGCAGUAAAACAAAAAAAGUUGGAUCCUCUGAUAAAUCGGACGAAGAAGAUGAUGCUGACUUGAAGAAACUACGUGCAAAUUUAUCUGGCGCCAUUUUGACAGAAAAACCCAAUGUGAGCUGGAACGAUGUAGCUGGCCUUGAGGGUGCCAAGGAAGCGCUCAAGGAAGCUGUGAUUUUGCCCAUCAAAUUCCCUCAUCUUUUCACAGGUCAACGUAAACCAUGGCGAGGUAUUUUGCUCUACGGGCCUCCUGGUACAGGUAAAUCUUACCUUGCUAAGGCUGUUGCCACAGAAUCAAAUGCUACUUUCUUUUCUGUUUCAUCUUCUGAUCUAGUCUCCAAAUGGCUCGGUGAAAGUGAACGUCUUGUAAAGCAAUUGUUUCAAUUGGCUCGAGAAAGCAAACCAGCCAUUGUAUUUAUUGAUGAAGUAGACUCUCUUUGUGGUUCCAGAGGAGAAGGCGAAUCCGAAGCUUCUCGUCGUAUCAAGACUGAGUUCCUAGUGCAGAUGAAUGGUGUAGGUAAUGAUAUGGAUGGUGUACUUGUGUUGGGUGCUACAAAUAUACCUUGGCAGUUGGAUUCUGCUAUUAGAAGAAGAUUUGAAAGACGUAUUUAUAUCCCUCUUCCCGAUGUCAAUGCUCGUGCCAACAUGUUUGCCUUGAAUGUUGGCAAUACUCCCUGUACCUUAUCGCAACAGGAAUAUAAGCAACUAGCAGAAAUGACAGAAGGCUAUUCUGGUUCUGAUAUUGCUGUCUUAGUAAGAGAUGCUUUAAUGCAACCUAUUCGUAAAGUACAAAGUGCUACACAUUUCAAACAGGUUACUGCUCCUUCCCGUACAAAUCCCAAUACAGCAAGUCAAUACUUUACACCUUGUUCUCCUGGUGAUCCUCAAGCUCAAGUCAUGAAUUGGAUGAACAUUGAAGGUGAACAAUUAAUGGAACCUGAGCUCACUAUUCAAGACUUCUUGAAGGCUGUUAAGAAUUCUCGUCCUACAGUCAAUGAUGCAGAUAUUAAGCAACAUGUUAGCUUUACACAAGACUUUGGUCAAGAAGGAUAA
Messenger RNA from Gilbertella persicaria, 1203 nucleotides. RefSeq names its product skd1 protein. Gene Ontology annotation, molecular function: ATP hydrolysis activity; ATP binding. Lineage: Eukaryota; Fungi; Mucoromycota; Mucoromycetes; Mucorales; Choanephoraceae. The coding region runs from base 1 to 1203 and encodes 400 amino acids. Gene Ontology annotation, biological process: vacuole organization; endosomal transport. The transcript has 5 exons. The record is from RefSeq and is a predicted model, not a curated record.